AGACAACAAAGAGCAAGAUUGUACGCUCUAUUGGUAAACACGGAUUGAUUGUGCGAGCAGGACAAACAACGAGAAGAGCUUAAGAAGCAGGCCUCUCAGCAUUUCCACUCUUCAAAAUACAUGAUCUUCAAAGAAUCAUUUCAAGGCGACAACAUCACGGACAAUUUCAUCAUGGUGAACAGAACCUACAACCUUCCACACCGUCCACAUAGCGAUGGCGGAAAAGAUGAUGGUGCUGAUCAGCAGCUGACCAUCGCAAUGCACCCAAUCCAACACGUUGACGACCAUUUCCUUGUCUCGAUCCAGCCGCCCAAAGUACCCAAAGACGGUCUCAAACGAAUUUCUUGUGACACUGUGCUUGUCAUAGAUGUUUCCGGCAGCAUGAACGAGGCUGCAUCACUACCCGAUGUUGCGGACAAGAACGAGCGGGAAUCAACCGGACUCAGCAUCCUGGAUCUCACCAAGCAUGCUGCAAGGACCAUUCUUGAAUCUUUGACGGAUAAUGACAGGCUUGGUAUUGUGACUUUCUCCAGUGACGCAAAGAUCGUCCAAGAGCUCACCUCAAUGACGAAGCUCGCAAAGUUAGCCACCUGGAAACGGAUCCAAAGCCUUCGGCCCGAGUCCUAUACUAACCUCUGGGCUGGAGUCAGGGCCGGGCUCAAGUUGUUCGAAGUGGCCAAACAAGUCUACAACGUGCAAGGGAUGUUCGUCUUGACUGACGGAAUGCCCAACCACAUGUGCCCGCCACAGGGAUAUGUGUUCAAGCUGCGAGAAAUGGUUACAAAAGCGGAUACUGAGCACCUGACCAUGCCAACUAUACAUACUUUUGGAUUUGGCUACCAAAUGAGGUCAGAAUUGAUGCAGUCAAUCGCCGAGGUGGGAAAUGGUAUUUAUUCCUUCAUUCCUGAUGCUGGAAUGAUCGGCACUGUGUUUGUACAUGCGAUUGCGAACCUCUUCACCACGUAUGCGACGUCGGCCAGACUAAAUGUGGAAGGCCUCAAAGUGGCGCGAGCCGUUGGCUUCAACAAUUUUGAGAUCCUUCCAAAUGCACAUGUUAUGCGUUUGGGCAAUCUUCAAUACGGCCAAAGCCGACAAUUUUUGAUUAGAUGUCCUGGCAGCCCCAAAGAUGCCAAAAUCCUGAUAAAGCUUGACUACCAACUGCCUGAUGGAACAGCGGAGAGCACCCGGAGCCGCACCAAGAUUGCAAAAUCGACCAACAUACCUCUCGCAGAUGCUGAUCUCCACAUCUCUCGAGCACAGCUCUGUGACUUCUUGUCCUCUCUCUUUCCCCUGAAGCAGAACGGAGAACACAUGUAUAUCAAGGGCGAAGACAAGCUGGUCGAGGCAAGAAACCAACUCGAUUCGAUAGUCACCGGGAUGGAAGCACUCGCUGGUCCCAAGAACGCCAAACGUGCGGACGGUUUUAUCUGGUCACUCCUCGAAGACCUGAAAGGCGAUGAUCCUGCGGGUCAGGUCUUCAAGGCGCUCGAGUGCUCCGGCGGAAAGAAUUACUGGAUGAAAUGGGGUCGUCACUACCUUCCGAGCCUACUGCAUGCCCAUCAGCGACAACUGUGCAAUACGUUCAAGGAUCCUGGUCCACUCAUGUACGGCAAGGACAGUCCCAUGUUCAGCAAGUACCGAGAUGAACUCGAUGAGACUUUCAACGACCUUCCACCACCCAAACCAAGCCGACCUGAACGGGUCGUACCGGUCUACGCUCCAAGUGGGGAACAAACAGGGACACGAACCAUUGGGCACUCUGCAGUGGCAUCAAUGAAGAGCUUUAACAACAGCGACACACCUUGCUUCGACGGUGAUUGUCUUGUCAAGACCGCAGCUGGAACAGCGAUCGCUGUCAAAGAUCUCGAGCCUGGCAUGCUCGUUUGGAGCCCAGCUGGCGCACGAAAGGUUGCAGCCGUGGUGAAGACAAAGGUUCGCAAUGGUAGACAAAUCUGCCGUGUCGGAGAGCUACUUGUGACUUGGUUUCAUCCGCUCAAGUAUGGAGAAAAAUGGGAAUUUCCGAUUAACGUGGCUGACAAAAUUGUGCCGUUUGUCGGGUAUGUCUACUCGGUUAUGCUUGCGCCGUCGAACGAUCCUAAUGCUCAUGCCAUUGAGGUUGGCAAGCAAAUAUGUGUCACGCUUGGGCAUGGUGUUGUCGAGGUCAGCAAGGCUGACAAGCGAGGACAUCCGUUCUUUGGCGAUUAUCGAAAGGUUAUGACGAGUCUUGCUCGUUUGCCGGUCGAUAGGAAGGGGCAUGUGAGAUGCGGAGGUUUGAAGAAAAGUCGGCGCAAUGGUCUUGCUUUUGCGUUCAAGGUCCCAGCUGCUGGUAGAAAUAUAUCGAGGGGCUGAGGUAGGCUGCGGAUAGCAAUAACCAGGAUAUUGUGCCGCAUUUGAUGCUGUUGCAGUUGGAGCUUUCUGUGGGGUGGGGUCAUCUUGAAAAGUGUUAUGGCAAGAGAAGUGGUUGGAACAAUGCUGUUUGGGAGGCUGUCGUUUAUGCGGAAAAGUUUUUCCUAUUAUGUACCGUAUACAUCAAUAUCUACGUGGUGUGAGUUAGUGCUUUUGCAUUCUUCCAAAGAUUCGACUUCAAAGUUGCCCAAGAAACUCGUCAUACUCUGCCAUGUGGUUCGACCUAUUCGUUUAGCAUGAUGAGGCCCAACUGUACAAGGCUGAGAUCUCGUUUUCGAUUCGGUCAUAUGCGUGGUUAAGCCUCAGAAGCAGGAAGUACUUCGGAUCCACGGCUUCCCGGCGCAACAUCACAGGGCCAAUA
Messenger RNA from Exophiala viscosa, 2767 nucleotides. Its product is annotated as U-box domain-containing protein. The transcript has 3 exons. Bases 121 to 2349 code for a protein of 742 amino acids. NCBI's taxonomy places the organism in Eukaryota, Fungi, Ascomycota, Eurotiomycetes, Chaetothyriales, Herpotrichiellaceae. The record is from RefSeq and is a predicted model, not a curated record.